Rhinichthys klamathensis goyatoka is the source of this 1457-nucleotide messenger RNA. It is a transcript of the gene atp6ap1la, whose product is annotated as ATPase H+ transporting accessory protein 1 like a. Lineage: Eukaryota; Metazoa; Chordata; Actinopteri; Cypriniformes; Leuciscidae. Gene Ontology annotation, cellular component: proton-transporting V-type ATPase complex. The transcript is spliced from 7 exons. The record is from RefSeq and is a predicted model, not a curated record. Bases 106 to 1068 code for a protein of 320 amino acids.
CGCCGCACAUGUCAAUCAUCGGCUGAGGUUGCGCCUGUUAUCCAGCAGAUUAUGAAGCAGCAGUGAGUGUUCAGCAUCAUCUCUGGCACUCAUCUGGAUGUAUACAUGGCAUCAACGUGGCGUCCAAUGUCUCUUGCGUUAUUUUCCUUUGUUUUCCUGCAGAUAUCCUCGUCUUAUGAGCAGCUGUCUGCCUUUGUGGAAGGAAGCUCAGAUGAUGCACCAUCCCAAGACAUCGGCGUUCAAGAGAACGCCGAUGGCUCGGUGUUUGUGUCUGAAGCGCGUCUCAGACGGACGCUGCAGCCGUACGGAUGGCAGCUUCACGCUCCUCCUCGCAGAAAGUUGCUUCAGUCUCCAGGAUUGCUGCCGUAUUCUCCUCUGAGUGUGACUUACAACGGCAAGACCUGUAUCCUCUUCAGGGCCCGCAAACUGGCCAUCCGGUACAGGAAUCACAGUUUAGUGGACCUCACCGAGAGAACCUUCAGCCCAGACGCGCCGGUGGACACCAAAGGCUCCUUCUGCAGUAAAGACAAAGCCAUACUCAAUCUACGGUUUGGCGACGUGGAAGAUCUCAGAGGCCUCUCCAUCAGACUACAGAUGUCAAACACGUUCUACGAGUCUGCGGGACAGAACUGGUUCACUCUGGAUAACGUUCACAUCCACUACAACUGGACGAACGAGGCCACGUUCAACGCCACAGAUGUGUACGCGCCGUCCACUAACUCCUACCACUGCCAGCACGUCAGCAGCCUCCAGAAGUACGACACGCUGCUGGUUCCCAGUGCCAACACCGACCACGCCGCAAACUGGCACAUCACCUUCACAGACUUCCAGAUCCAGGCGUUUAAUGUUCUGUCCAGUAAGUUUGCGUCGGCCAGCGACUGCGAGACGUUCUUCACCCCCGCGAUCCUGAUGGGUCUGAUCACGUCUCUGAUCCUCCUGCUGGUGCUGGCGUACGCACUGCACAUGGUGGUUCACCUCAAGCACAUCGACCGCUACGAAGAGCACAAGACCACCGUCUACUUCCCUCGCAGCACAGAAGCGGAGAGCACAGAGAAGAGCAACCUCUAGGGUCCCGGAGAGAGAGAGAGACACACACUUCUGUGACUCUGAGCCAGAGAGAGAGAGAGAGAGGAAAUCAGCGGACGGGACUCUAGCUGGAAGAAGAUCCCAUCCGAACGGGAGACAGGGAUCUUCGGGACUGACUGCACCACGGCAGUGACAUCAUUGUGGUGGGACAGUGGAAGUCCGAAUCAGUUCCUUCAGGAGCUUCACAGGCUCAGCACACAGAGGAUUGGGAGAAAUCAACCAGUUCUCACCAAAAACCUAGCAAUUAAACAUCCAGCGUCAGGUUUCAUGAGCGCUCAUUUCUGAGAGAGAUCUUCAGAUGUUUGAAUGCAAUUCGAAAUAGCACAAUAAUCAAUAUAUCUUACAUUUGCAUCGUCUGUCUUAGCUUCUGU